AAGGGCAUAUUAAGAGGGACUGUGAAGAGCUUAGAAAGUCAAUUGAAUUUAGACAAUGGCAAAGGAGUCAUAGAAUGCAAGCAAAUAAUCAAGCAAAAAUACAAAGUCAGAAUGAAAAAUUUUCUAUCAAUGAAGUUUUACAAGAGAAGGUUAACAUAGUACAUACCUUAGAAAGUGAGAAAGAGAAGGCAGUUAAUACUAUUUCUGUUGGGCCAGAAGAAGAAAUUGGUACAGAAAAUAUUGCUCAAAGGCUCCAAAAGGUAGAGGAAAUGGAG
This is a messenger RNA of Dentiscutata erythropus, 275 nucleotides long. NCBI's taxonomy places the organism in Eukaryota, Fungi, Glomeromycota, Glomeromycetes, Diversisporales, Gigasporaceae. The record is from the annotation of a GenBank genome assembly.